CCUGUCGUAUCUGACCGCGAGUGUGAAGCUCCCCUACGUGUAGGCAAGGAGUCGUCGCCGGGGACACGGGAGUAGAAGGCAGGCGUAUGACGACGGGUGAUAUGAUCAGCCGCCGUCGCGACAUAGUGCGGACUGGUGUGACUGGGGUUAUUACGAUCGAACGUGCGACCACCACGGUGGUUUUGUGUCACGACACGUCGUCGACGUGUGUGCCGCCGGCGGUACGUCGCGGUCGCCGCUCGGUCCAUCUCGGGGGCGGCAGCAGCCACAGCAGCAGUAUCAUCAGCUUCGGGAAUAAUGCGCGUUAGGCACGUUGUUACACGACGACGACGACGCGGACGACGGUGCGACGACGACGCGAGGGACCCGAGCAGCAGCAACGAGGAACCGCCGCGGGUGCAGCUGCAACAGCUACGCAAUUAUGUACGCGUACGGUUUCGAGAUCACGUAGUGGCGGCUGCUGCCGUGUAAUUAUGCUGUCAUCGACGACGACCACGACCGCGACGACGAAGACGAAGACGAAGACGAAGCGCGGCGCGCCCUGUGUAGCUUCACGGUGAAAUUCUGGCGUGAGCGGUGCCGCGGCGGAACGGGGAACAUGGCGUCGGUCUCGGCUGAGACUCCAGCCAGCCACGGGCACAGCUUCAGCAAGAAGACGUUUCACAAGCCGACGUACUGCCAUAGCUGCACCGACAUGCUGUGGGGCCUCAUACAGCAGGGGUACAUCUGCGAAGUUUGCAACUUCGUGGUGCACGACCGCUGUCUCAAGGCCGUCGUCUCUCCCUGCUCCAGCAUCGCGGCAAGCCUCAUUAAGAACCCGGUUGCACACUGUUGGUCCGAACAGAAACAUCGUAGAAGACAAUUCUGCAACGUCUGUCGUAAACGGCUCGAUGAUAGUUUAUACAUACACUGUGAAAUAUGCGAGUACUUCGUUCACACGGAGUGCCAGGAUUUUGCCGUGGCAGACUGCAAGGAGAACGCCACGUACUUACCUGGGAAGGACUUGGCGCAGGUAAAACACACUCAUCACUGGCGAGAAGGCAAUCUUCCCAGCAGUUCGAAAUGUGCUGUCUGCAAGAAAAAUUGUUUUUCUGCCGAGUGCCUUUCCGGGCUCCGUUGCGAGUGGUGUGGCAUGACGUUGCACUCUUACUGUUAUAAAAAUAUCCCGCAAGAAUGCAACUUUGGGAACCUGAAGCGAAUCUACUUACCACCGCAUGCAGUCAGUAUUCCGCGUACGGAGAUUCCCAUGGAGACGAUCAUCGGAGUACAAGUACGUCGAAACGAAGUCCUGGCGCGUGAGUAUUCCUGCCGUAAGUGUCUAUUGUGCAAAUAA
Molecule: messenger RNA, 1333 nt
Organism: Dufourea novaeangliae
Lineage: Eukaryota; Metazoa; Arthropoda; Insecta; Hymenoptera; Halictidae
Product: diacylglycerol kinase theta-like
Exons: 5
Coding region: 599-1333 (244 amino acids)
Biological process (GO): lipid phosphorylation; intracellular signal transduction; diacylglycerol metabolic process
Molecular function (GO): ATP-dependent diacylglycerol kinase activity
Source: RefSeq, a predicted model, not a curated record